This is a messenger RNA of Agrilus planipennis (emerald ash borer), 1686 nucleotides long. RefSeq names its product fatty acid synthase-like. The transcript is spliced from 7 exons. The record is from RefSeq and is a predicted model, not a curated record. Gene Ontology annotation, biological process: fatty acid biosynthetic process. The annotation marks the transcript as partial. Gene Ontology annotation, molecular function: fatty acid synthase activity. Lineage: Eukaryota; Metazoa; Arthropoda; Insecta; Coleoptera; Buprestidae.
AUUGCUUUAACAGAUGUACUACACACUGUGGGGGUGGUUCCAGAUGGUAUAAUUGGGCAUUCGGUGGGUGAAUUGGGAUGCGCCUAUGCUGAUGGGUGUUUGACAGCAGAACAGAUGAUCCUCGCAGCUUAUGCAAGAGGAAGAGCGUCCCUAGAAGCCGAACUCAUUCAAGGGAUGAUGGCUGCAGUGGGAAUUGGGUAUCAGCAAAUCAAGAGCCAGUGUCCACCAACAGUAGAGGUGGCAUGUCACAAUGGUCCUGAAAGUUGCACCAUAUCAGGACCAACAAAGGACAUGGAAGAUUUCGUGGCACAAUUGAAAGAAAGGGGUGUCUUUGCCAGGCUGGUUAAUGUUGCCAACAUCGCUUAUCACAGUAGAUACAUAAAACCUGCCGCUCCAUUUCUAUUGAAGUAUCUCAAAGAGAUCAUUCCAAUUGCAUCCCCACGAUCUUCAAAAUGGAUCAGUACGUCUGUACCUGAAGACAGAUGGGAUUGUGAUUUAGCGAAAACUUCUUCAGCUGAGUAUCACACAAACAAUUUACUUAGUUCAGUUUUAUUUGAGGAAGCAUCAAAACAUAUUCCAAAAGACGCCAUUGUCAUAGAAAUAGCUCCCCAUGGACUUCUACAAGCUAUUCUCAAACGCUCUUUGCCACCACAAUGUACGAAUAUUGCUUUGACUCAAAGAGGAAACAGAAGCAACGUUGAAUUUUUAUUGUCAGCUCUUGGAAGGAUGUACAUAAGUGGAGUUGAUAAUAUGAGAGUUUCUGCGUUAUAUCCGAAAGUUGAGUAUCCAGUUAGAAGGGGAACUCCCUCUUUGACGUCCAUUGUACACUGGGAACACAGUGAAGAAUGGAGACUUCUAAUCGAAGAUAAAUCGAACUAUCUAGUCAGUGUAAAAAACAUCCAAGUGUCUCUCAACACCGAAGAAUUUCAGGAGUAUAUUGGGAACACACUGGGAUGUAGGGCAAUUCUACCACCUUCUUUGUACUUGAUGAUAGUCUACAAAAUGUUGACUGACGAAUUCCACACAUGUGAAGAUUUUGUAUUUGAAAAUCUUCAUUUUAAAAAAGUCCUUAGCACUUCGGCAAUCGGGCACGUACCCUUGUCCGCUAUGGUACAGAAGGGCAGUGGCGAAUUUGAAGUCAUAAGUGAAGAUGAAAUCAUAAUUUCCGGAGUCAUCAAAACCCCAGAGACAGGAAGCAAUGUUUUAUUAGAACUACCAUCGCUUGAAAUUGGCGAGGAAGCUUAUCAGCUAAGUUCUAAAGACUUUUAUCAGGAAUAUUAUCACAGGGGUUGCCAGUAUUCUGGGGUGUACAAAUCCAUUAAGUCAUUAACUAUUACGAAAGAAGGUUCUGUUGCUGAUGUUAAAUGGUGUGAUAAUUGGGCGAUAUUUUUCGAUUUAAUGUUGCAACAGUUCUUCUUUCACGCCGGGGAACGUAAACAAGAUAUUAUGGUUCCCAGCCAUAUCCAGCGUCUUGCAGUGUCCAUUCCUCAGAUGCCUAGUUCAGAAGAUACAAAGAUCAAUUUCAAUUCAUCAACUGGCUUGAUUUAUUCUGAUGGCAUUCAGAUAAGUGGAGUCAGAGGUGCGUCUCUUCCAAAGCUACGAAAAGCUGUUUUGUACAACUGUGUUGAGUUUGUACCAUUUUUCAAUAAAGUAUACAAGGUAAGAGGAAGUAAAAUGUGUUUAUAA